This is a messenger RNA of Saccoglossus kowalevskii, 895 nucleotides long. RefSeq lists its product as uncharacterized. The record is from RefSeq and is a predicted model, not a curated record. NCBI's taxonomy places the organism in Eukaryota, Metazoa, Hemichordata, Enteropneusta, Harrimaniidae.
AUGUCCGAGGGCCAGUAUGAGGGAGGAAAGUUGAGUGAACCGGAGUGGGUGGUUAUUCCUCAAGAUCAGUGCAAGCAAGUUGGUGAUGCUGUGAGUCUAAUCUGCACUGUAGCAAACAUUGACGUUGACGACAUGGAGUGGACCGCAAUUUACCCCACGAGACGCCCGAUAUCAGUUGGUCAAUUUAUAAACACACCCCAUUGUCCCAGUUCAUGUACUAUUAGGGUAGAUGAAAGCAUUGGCGAAUAUAACCUAACAAUAGAUCCACUUGAGAGCAAAGACUUUGGAGUAUGGCAAUGCUCCGCCCCGACAGCAGAUCCACAAGCAUACACGAUGUACCUUUCAGCUCCAGAUACAUGUAAUAAUGUAACCAUAUCCGUGAAUGACUACAAUUUAACGGAAAGCAACAUAUACACGGUUCAUAAUGGAAGCUAUUUGAACUUUAUAUGUGACCCCCAUGGAUGCCAAUACCCUUGUGUUACGACAAAGUGGUUUAACGGAACAGAAGAAAUAAAAACUUCAACUGAAAGCAAUGAAUUAAGUCUCACUGUGUCAGAAUAUGAUGAUGGGAUAUCUAUAACAUGCAGCGCUAAUGUAGCAACAGACCCUCCAGUAGAAGAUAUGACAGUUCUUCACGUCCUUCACCAACCUAGAGUGUUUGAAAUACUUAUUCUUGUUGGAAGCCAGCCCUUCACUAAAGGUGAUAAAGUUGAGUUGGAGUGUUCAACAAACGGGAACCCGGAUCCAAUUUAUGAAUGGCAAGUGGGUGAUGAAGUACUCCAGGACACUGAUCGUAUACUUAAUAUUGAAUUUAACAAUGAAGUUACGGUUAAGUGUACAGCAACUAAUCCGCAUGGUACUGAUUUCGAUACCAUUAUUUUGAAAGAAAAGGGAG